GUUCUUCACAGUCCAGACAGCUGAAGUAAACACUGCAGCAUGAGCCUGUUGUUAUCUUCUCUAAUACUGUUAUAUUCACUGAGCCUCUAGUUCAGUCUUCUUCUCUUCUCUAAUACUAUGAUGUAUGUGAGAACAGACACAAUGGCAGCUUUACGUGCAGCUAAACAAGCUCUGAGAAAAGAGAUAAAGCGACGUGUUGCUGCUGUGACUGACCAAGAGAAACACCGACAGUCUCUAGUAGUUUCACACAAGCUGUUCAAACACCCCAAGUACAUGUCCUGUAAGAGGAUUGCAGUGUUCCUCAGCAUGCAUGAUGAAGUACGCACUGAGGAAAUCAUCAAAGAUGUGUUUAAAGCAGGUAAAAGCUGCUUCAUCCCCAGAUAUGACAGCAAGAGCAGCCACAUGGACAUGUUGAAGCUCAACAGUCUGCACGACAUGGAGACGCUUCCUCUGACAUCCUGGAACAUCCAACAGCCUGCUGACAAUGAUAACAGCAGAGAGGAAGCACUGGCUGGAGGAGGUCUGGACCUGAUCCUGAUGCCAGGUCUAGGUUUUGACAGGUCAGGGAAUCGUCUGGGACGGGGAAAGGGCUUCUAUGACACCUACCUGGAGCGCUGCAUCAAACACCCCAAAGGAAAGCCUUACACCAUCGCCCUGGCCUACAAAGAGCAGCUCUGUCAGGACAUCCCCGUCAAUGAAAACGAUGUGCUCAUAGAUGAAGUCCUGUAUGAGGACAAUGAGUAGCUGCUGGUCAAUGAACUCCUAACUGGCUAUAUUUACAUGCCAAAGCCAGUUAAAGCCGGUUCAGUUAGAUGUUUAGAAAUCCUCUCCUCCUUCUAACCUCAAUGAAUCAUCCAAUCUAUGAAUAUAUGUUCACUUAUCACAUGUCUCCUCCUCCACUGUGAAGUUCAUUCUUAGUGUUUGUACAGUGGCGGCUUCAAGUUACCACAUUACAUUUGUUUAAGUUGCAGACUGGACCAUGAUUGGUUCCAAACUAGCUGUGAUGUCACAAACCAUGCUCCUAAGUAUACACCUUGAACUCAGAGAUUGAAGGUGAAAACAGCCUUUUAGUGCCAAGCACUCAACUGAGGGAACAGUAAGAACCAAAUACAAACAUGUUUGAAGAACUUUAACAAGACACACCUUACCUUUUUUUUGUUCUCCUGCACAGGUUUAGUAAAGUCAUCAUUCAGGGGUGAGCAGGACCUAGCAAAACUCACUGCCUUAGCUUGUGUCUCUGAAAAGGUGUUUGACUUUAAUCUUUAUACAUUGUGAUUCAUCAACAUAAAACAUGCUGAUUUGAAAUAUGAAUUUCUAACAUGAUACAGUCUCUGAAAUAAUCUGUUGCAUGGCAUAAUAUAUUUUAUUAUUCCGAAAAAAAAUAAAAACUGGUGUUAAAAGUCAUAAUGUGGUCCUUUUUUU
Scomber japonicus (chub mackerel) is the source of this 1422-nucleotide messenger RNA. RefSeq names its product 5,10-methenyltetrahydrofolate synthetase (5-formyltetrahydrofolate cyclo-ligase) (gene mthfs). The record is from RefSeq and is a predicted model, not a curated record. Gene Ontology annotation, molecular function: 5-formyltetrahydrofolate cyclo-ligase activity. Bases 118 to 744 code for a protein of 208 amino acids. The transcript has 3 exons. Gene Ontology annotation, cellular component: mitochondrion. NCBI's taxonomy places the organism in Eukaryota, Metazoa, Chordata, Actinopteri, Scombriformes, Scombridae. Gene Ontology annotation, biological process: folic acid-containing compound biosynthetic process; tetrahydrofolate interconversion.